CCAUCAGUGGGAGGAAGAAGACACAGUCGCCCACAGAGAAAGAGAAGACAGACGCGUUGCCGUGGAGACGGAGCGCAGACAAAAAGACGGACAGAGGAAGAGGCUUGAAGGACUUUCUAUGAGUGUGUGUGUGUGGUGUGUGUGUUGGAGGGCAGGCAGCUGAUUGGAACACACAAGGAGGGCGGAGCCAUGAUGGGCAAGGACUACAUGCUGGCCAUCAUCAUCGUCAACUGUGAUGACAACAUCUGGACCGACCAGAACCUGCUGCUGGACCAGGACCUCCCCUCUGACUGGAGGACCAUCAAAGACUCCACGGGGACGUACUAUUGGCACGUUCCCACCGGCACCACUCAGUGGCAGCACCCCCGACUAAACGGGGCGCCGCAGCAGCCGGCGCCGCCUCCCGAGCAACAGAAGGACCAGAAUGGAUCGAGCAACUGCAGCGCAGAUGCUGACAGAGCACAUGGCGCACAUAGGUUUUGGUGGUCUGAUGAGUCUUGUAGCCAUGACGACAACUCACAGUGCUUUUCCGUGCGCUCCCUGGGCUGGCUCCAGGUGGAAGAGGACGACUUGUCCCCGGGCCGCAGCAGUCUGGUGGUCAGCGACGUCAUCCAGCAGCUGUCUCGCUGCGGCGGCGACGAGCAGCGCGACCGGCUGGGGUCCUCGGGGGAGGGUCGCGACAUGAUGCUGGUUCUGAAGAGAGACACCCUGACCCUGGUGGAUGCUUUAGACCACGCCCCCUUGUACUGUCAGCCCAUUGUCAACAUUCGCGUCUGGGGGGUGGGCAGCAACAAUGGCAGGGACAGAGACUUUGCCUUUGUUGCGGGGGACAAGGACAGCUGCGUGCUCAAGUGCCACGUUUUCCGCUGCGAUGCCCCCGCCAAGGCCGUCGCCAUGGCGCUGCACCAAAUGUGCUCCAAGAUGAUGUCAGGUCAAAAAGCCACCCGCUCGCUCACCAUGGAGAGCAUCGUGCCGGAGGACCUACCCGGACAAGUGGACUUCUUGGAGGCGGUGCGGCAGCAGGUGCAAAAGUUUGACGUCCGCUACGUCGGGAGCCUGCCCGUGUCCCGCGCCAUGGGCAUGGAGGUUUUAAACAGCGCCAUCGAGAGCAUCAUGGACGCCACCGAGCAUGACCAGUGGGAGGCGAGCAUCAUCCACGUGACCGACAACAUCCUCUACCGUGCACUCGUGACAGGAAGGGGAGGAGCCGUUCUGGGAGUGCCAGGUGCGUCUUCUCAGCUUCCUCGGCGUGGGCCAGGACAGUCACACCUUCGCCGUGAUCGCCGAUGGCGGCACCCAGCGCUUCGAGUGCCACGUGUUCUGGUGCGAGCCGGACGCGGGGCUCCUGUCCGAGGCGGUCCAGGCGGCGUGCAUGGUUCACUACCAGAAGUGUUUGGUGGCUCAGACUCCGCCCCCCAGGACCAAGCUGUGGCACGCAACCCCGCCCAAGAUCAGACGGGCCAACUCCAUGGACGGCGUCGCUUUCCCGCCUCGAGGCUGGCGCCUCCACGACAAGGAGAGCGGCGGCGUGAGGCGGAGCAUGAUGGCCUUUUUUGACACUUUCAGGAACAAGCGAGCUGCAAUGUCCUGAUGAGGACAAGGCGCACGUCGGAGGACAUUAGAACCAAACCGUCAGAGCCUGCUGGUGCUGGACUUCAAGCGGUCACACGGUGAUCCACCUCAGCUGCACGUCAUGGAUGUCA
This is a messenger RNA of Nerophis lumbriciformis (worm pipefish), 1703 nucleotides long. It is a transcript of the gene apbb3, whose product is annotated as amyloid beta (A4) precursor protein-binding, family B, member 3. Lineage: Eukaryota; Metazoa; Chordata; Actinopteri; Syngnathiformes; Syngnathidae. Gene Ontology annotation, biological process: regulation of DNA-templated transcription. The record is from RefSeq and is a predicted model, not a curated record. Gene Ontology annotation, molecular function: amyloid-beta binding; transcription factor binding. Gene Ontology annotation, cellular component: cytoplasm; nucleus.